AUGGCCAAGCGGCGGAGUUGCACACGACGUGGGCGAAGGAGAAACAAUGCUUGUUCUACAUGCUCUUCAACCUCUGCAGGUUUAUUCAAGUGCGCACGGCGUGGGCGCUUCUGGGCCGUGCGUCUUCACAGCAGCCGCCCAGCUCAUACCGUUGAGGUCCCUGCCGGACAGUUCCUUCAACUCUCCAGGGCUUGCGUCAGUCAGGGCAGAGCCGCCAGACUGCAGGUGUCGGUGGCGGGCCCUGAGGGCAAUGCAGGACAUGGCAGUGGUGCCUUCAACUUUGCUUGCCUAGUCGAAGAAGGCGGACGGAACCUGUCCUUGCGUUUGUCCCGCGGCUAUGCCUGGCAGUUGAAACUCCUCAACACAGGACCUGUGCUGACCAGCUCUACGGUUGUUGACGUUUUGGGCUACAUCUCGCCCUGCAGAGGCACGAGGAGGAGUAUCCAAGACUCCCCAAGGCAACACGGCUCGCUCCGGCAGGUGCGCCUGCCUGCAGGCUGGACAGCGCUGUCCUUCAAGUCCAUCGGCAGUGGUCGCUUAGUUGUGACCGAUGUUCCAAAGGCAUGCUUCUCUUCAAGCAAAUUUGCUGCAGCUGCAGCCCCGCAGGUCGGGAAUGUGGCCGUUGGUGACGAAAUCGUCGAAGUCAACGGUAUUUCCCUGGCAAGCCUGGCCAAGCGCAUUAUGUCUCCGGGCUGUCACUUCAACACAUGCAAUGAGCAUGUGCCCGGCAGUGUUGGCAAACUGCAAUCGCCUCCUUGCAUCUCCUGUGACUUCAUUCGGCGCCGGCGCGAAUUUGGUUUGGACUUGGCCUUGCAGAUGUGGCUCCGUGUGGUAAAGCAGGACAUGCCGAUCACACUUGGAGUCCGCUGCAAGACAGGCAGCGAGAGCAGGCUUCAUGCCGAGCGCUCGCAAGCAACAGCAGCCGCGCCAGCAACGCCAGCAGCGGCGGCAGCGGCGGCCAGGGCCAGCCCUGAGGAGAUCAGGGCCGAGGCGCCCGAUGCCAUGCCCAAGGCGGCUGCGUCUCCGGCGCCGGCACCUCUCCGCCGUGGUUACAAUCCGCUGAAGCCAGCGGCAGCGGCGACGGCGGUGUCGAUCUCCCCAAAGGCUCGCGAUCGGCCAGUUCGCGGCGCUCUGACACAGCUGGCUGGUGGGUUGUGCUACGAAGAGCUCCCACCCAAAGGAGGUGUGGCUUCUGGUGCCGAGCAGACCACUCUUGGCCGCGAGGUCGAGAUCCGCUUCGACAUCUCCAGCAAGGGAAGCAAGCCCAAGGUCGUUGAAAGAGGGCAGGUGCGCUUCGUGCUUGGUGCGGCCGAGCUGAAGGACGGCUGGGUGGAUGGACACGUGAACCUUGAGGAAGUCCUGGCUCCCUGGGCGCCGGCCAUGCUUGGCAUGCGCGCUGGCCAGCGGCGACGCGUGCUGGUGCCUGGCCGUCUUGGGUUCCGUGAUGGGGGCGAGGUUCUCCCUGCCAAUGCCGAGCUGUCUGUUGACAUCGAGGUGAAGCAGCUGUAA
Symbiodinium sp. CCMP2592 is the source of this 1509-nucleotide messenger RNA. The record is from the annotation of a GenBank genome assembly. Lineage: Eukaryota; Dinophyceae; Suessiales; Symbiodiniaceae.